GUCUACCUCCCUUCUUCGCCCGUUCCCCUUGGCCUCUCAUUCUCGCCCCACGAUGAAGCUCACACCAGAGCUCAUCACGGCCACGGGCUCUUACCUCAAUCCUCUGCAGGAUCGAGAGAUGUCCCUGCGCGGGCACAAGAUCCCCACCAUUGAGAACCUCGGCGUGACAAGGGACCAGCUCGACACUCUUGACCUCACAGACAACGACCUCAUCACCCUCGGCAACUUCCCCCAUCUGGAUCGACUCGCGCACUUACUACUCAGCAAUAACCUCAUCUCCAGGAUUGAACCCCGCUUGGCCUUCUCCCUGCCCAGACUUACGACGCUCACACUUGCAAAUAACCAGAUUGCUAGCUUUGCACAGCUUGCCCCGCUUGCCAGGUUCCCUCAGUUGGAGUACCUCACGCUGAUAGGGAAUCCAAUCGCGAGGGAAAAGUACUAUAGGGAGUGGGUUGUGUGGAAGGUCAAGACGGUGAGGGUGUUGGACUUUAAGAGGGUCAAGGACAAGGAGCGCUCUGUAGCCAAAUCGCUCAUGGAGACAUCAGACGGCCGGCCCUCUACGCUUGCUCAUUCACUAUCCGCUCCCAAGGGCGGAGAGGCAGAGGGAGCCGUUCCGCAACAACGGACAGCAGCAGAGGCAAUUGCAAUGAAUGGUGCAGCGGGUAGAUUGAUGACAAAGGAGGAGAGGAAGAGGCUGGAAGAGGCAAUCGAUAAGAGCGAGAGUUUAGAAGAAAUUCGAAGGCUGGAGGAACGGCUGCGUUUGGGCUACGCCAUCGAGGAUUCAUCGUCGACAGCGAACAAAAAGGGCAAAAAGUAG
Microstroma glucosiphilum is the source of this 817-nucleotide messenger RNA. RefSeq names its product L domain-like protein. Gene Ontology annotation, molecular function: protein binding; U2 snRNA binding. Gene Ontology annotation, cellular component: U2 snRNP. Gene Ontology annotation, biological process: mRNA splicing, via spliceosome. Bases 53 to 817 code for a protein of 254 amino acids. The transcript has 3 exons. Lineage: Eukaryota; Fungi; Basidiomycota; Exobasidiomycetes; Microstromatales; Microstromataceae. The record is from RefSeq and is a predicted model, not a curated record.